Didymella exigua CBS 183.55 is the source of this 1413-nucleotide messenger RNA. RefSeq names its product DRAP deaminase. Bases 1 to 1413 code for a protein of 470 amino acids. Gene Ontology annotation, molecular function: RNA binding; pseudouridine synthase activity. Gene Ontology annotation, biological process: pseudouridine synthesis. The transcript has a single exon. The record is from RefSeq and is a predicted model, not a curated record. NCBI's taxonomy places the organism in Eukaryota, Fungi, Ascomycota, Dothideomycetes, Pleosporales, Didymellaceae.
AUGGCUCUCGUGCCCUCGCCUGGGCGCGACAAGUAUCCGCCCCUGCCUAACGACAUAUUCCCGUGGAAGGAGCCACCAAAGGUUGCCAUCACGCCCUGCAAUCCAUGGCCGCCGCCGUACUAUCUCGAAGAUGGCCUGCGCAAGGUGAUGCCGUACCACUACACAUACAACACAUUCUGCAAAGAGCGCUGGAGGGGGCGCGAGAUCCUCGACAUCUUCGCGAGCGAGUUCCGUGAUCGACCGCAGGAGUAUUAUGAGCAGGCCAUUAAAGACGGGCGCGUUGUCCUGAAUGGCAAGGCAGUGCCGAGCACUAGCACCAUAGUGAAGAACGGCGAUGUCAUCUCACAUACCCUCCAUCGACAUGAGCCACCAUGCACAGCGAGCCCUAUUGGCAUCGUUCACGAGGAUGACAACAUCAUCGUCAUCGACAAGCCCGCGGGCAUGCCAGUCCACCCAGCGGGUAGAUACAACUUCAACUCGAUCAUCGAGGUCUUGAGAGCAGACCGAGGACACGGAUGGAACCCACUGCCCUGCAACAGACUGGACCGACUGACAAGCGGCAUCAUGUUCAUUGGAAAGCACAAGCAAGCUGCUGAGGACAUGAGUGCGCAAAUACGAGAGCGCACCGUCAAGAAGGAGUACAUAUGUCGCGUGGCGGGCGAGUUCCCAGAGGGCGAAGUCGUGUGCGAGAAGCCUAUCCUCCAGAUCAGCCCCAAACUCGGCCUGAACGCAGUACGUGCAAACGGCAGAGAGUCGAGGACCGUGUUCAAGCGGUUGGCGUAUUACCCACCAAAGGACAAUGGCAAGCCCAAAGAGGAGAAGACGGAGGAUGCAGACCAUGAGGGCCAGCCGUGGAAGAGGCUACGAGGCUACUCGAUCGUACGAUGCUUCCCUGUCACAGGGCGCACACAUCAGCUCCGCGUCCAUCUCCAAUACCUCGGUCAUCCUAUCUCGAACGACCCCAUCUACGCCAACCAGCGCGUCUUCGGCCCUUCGCUCGGACGUGGCAUGUCCGAAGACGAGAACGAUGACGAUAUCACGGCUCGCCUGGCACGAAUGGGCAAGGAGGAAGUAGCUGAUGCCGUUGCAUACCAUGACGAGAUGGUAGAUGCAUAUAACAAAAGGAAGGCAGAGAAGCAGACUGGCGAGACCUGUAACGUGUGCGACACCCCGCUGUACAGCGAUCCAGGUGCACACGAGCUGGGCAUUUACCUGCAUGCGAGGAGGUACAGGUGUGAGGAUGGGAAAUGGGAUUACCAGACAGGGCUGCCUGAGUGGGCUGUGCCACCACCGGGCUAUGAAGGACCUGCAGAGAGCACCCAAGAAAGCGACCCCUUGACGGUUGAUCUGGAGAAGCUUGGGAUUGCAGACGAGCAAGUUGAAGAGAACAUCAAACAGCACAGCGUUGCAUGA